Fusarium graminearum PH-1 is the source of this 3687-nucleotide messenger RNA. RefSeq lists its product as uncharacterized. NCBI's taxonomy places the organism in Eukaryota, Fungi, Ascomycota, Sordariomycetes, Hypocreales, Nectriaceae. The coding region runs from base 1 to 3687 and encodes 1228 amino acids. The record is from RefSeq and is a predicted model, not a curated record. The transcript has 4 exons.
AUGAGGUUCUUCAAGCUUUUCCUCGCGACUCUUGCGUCGUUCAGUCUUGCUGCUCCCGAACCGCUAAGGACUGUCUCUUCGCCCGAACUAUCGGGCGAAUUGGUUCAGCUAUUGGAGAAGCACAAUCUCGCCCUUGUUCCUCGCUCUGAACUCACGGAUGCACUCAAAGAGCUAAACACACUGCUUAAGAGCAACGCCUUUCCUCGCGCGCCCGUUCUCAUCAGACGACAAAACAGCACAGCGGGCGGCGGCUCAAAAUCUGGUUCUGGCUCCAAUUCCGAUUCCAAUUCAGACGACUCGGAUUCUGAUGAUGGAGGGUCUAGAAUUGCCGCUAUUCCUGGACUUGACGGUCUUGGAGAUUUAGGGUCUGGCCUCAAGGGAUUGACAGAUGCCCUGGGCGAUGUCAAGGAUCUCUUCAAAGCUCUGGGUGACCUGCUGUCGCCCGAGUUCCUCCAAGCCUUCCAUGAUGCCAUGGUCUAUCUCGCAGCAACUCUCAAGCCUCCCGCGCCAAACCAAGUCAGAAACCUUCUUGCCAAGGCAGGACCACUUCUGGACCUGGUCGGCGAACUCAACCUCAAAGAUCUCGUCGAUGAGAUCAAGGGCGUCAACAUUGCUGGCAUCGUGUCAAAGGUGCUCAAGCUUCUCACCGAUGACAACCUCAAGAACAUCGAGGGCAUUCUUCAAGCUUUGGACCCUCUUCUCAAGAAAGAGGCUAUCCAGGGUAUUGUCACUCUUCUCAAGAACGCCAGCAAUCUCUUGACAGCCAAGACUGUCGACGAGAUUCAAGAUCUUCUUGGCGAAGUCAGUCCCAUCAUCAAGGACAUCGCGCCACUCUUGGAACAGCUUACCAAGCUCAACCUUGAACAAGUCCUCAAGGCGGUGCAGCCGCUUCUCAAGGACGAUUCUAUCAAGGGUAUCUUGAGUCUACUCAAGAACGCCGAGAGCCUCUUGACGCCCAAGUUUGUGGACCAGACUCAAGAUCUCAUUGGCGCUGCAUCGCCCUUGAUCGACAAGCUCGGUGAUGUUGAUCUCAAGGGUGUCCUUGAUGCGCUGAGCCCCAUUCUGAAGAAGGAGGCUAUCCAAGGACUCGUUGGACUGCUCAACAAUGCAGAAGACUUGUUGUCCAAGGAGACCGUGAAGAGCAUCAAGACCCUCCUCAAUGAAGCUUCUCCACUGAUCGAGAAACUAUCUGAUGUUGAUCUCAAGGGUGUACUGGACGCUUUGAGCCCCAUCCUGAAGAAGGAGGCUAUUCAAGGUCUUGUUGGUCUCUUGAACAACGCCGAGGAUUUGCUGUCCAAGGAGACUGUCAAGAGUAUCAAGACUCUCUUGUCUCAAGCAUCACCUCUCAUUGAUAAGCUUGCGGAUAUCGAUCUGAAGGGUGUACUUGAUGCCCUUAGCCCCAUCCUCAAGAAGGAAGCGAUCCAAGGUCUUGUCGGACUCCUCGGCAAUGCCGAAGACCUUCUCUCCAAGGAAACAGUCAAGAGCAUCAAGACUCUUCUGACAAGCGCGUCACCGUUGAUUGACAAGCUAUCGGAUCUCGACUUGAAGGGCAUCCUAGACGCCUUGAGUCCUAUCUUGAAGAAGGACGCUAUCCAGGGUCUCGUCGGCUUGCUCAACAAUGCAGAAGACCUUCUUUCCAAGGAAACCGUCAAGAACAUCAAGACACUUCUUACGAGCGCUGGUCCCCUCAUCAACAGCCUUGGAAAGAUUGAUCUCGCAGGUGUUCUUGACUCGCUCAGACCUCUUUUGACAAAGGAGUCUAUGAAGGGUAUUAUCGGCCUGUUGGGCAACGCUGAGGAUCUUUUGACAAAGGACUUUGUUUCAGACACCAAGAAACUCAUCUCCAACGCCAGUCCUCUUCUAACUAGCUUGGGUAAGCUUGAUCUCAAGAGUCUGAUUGAUGCGAUCGCACCGCUCCUUACCAAGGACUCGGUCAAGGGACUGGUCAGUCUUCUUGGUAACGCCGAGAAUCUACUCACCAAGGAUUUCGUGUCCCAGACCAAGUCUUUGAUCUCGAAAGCGUCACCUCUACUUGACAGUCUUGACGAUGCUGACCUGAAGGGUCUGCUCGAUCAAGUUGGUCCACUUCUCAAGGAGGUUAGCAAGCUCAAGCUAGAGGACAUCCUCAGCGCAGUGCGACCUCUUCUGACGAAGAACUCCAUCAACGGCAUCGUUGGUCUUCUCAAUAAUGCCGAGAAUCUCCUUACCAAGGAUUUCGUGUCACAGACGAAGCUCUUGAUUGCCAAGGCCGCGCCUCUACUGAGCAGCUUGGACAAGGCCGAUCUCGCGAGCUUGCUUGAUCAGGUUGGCCCGCUACUGAAGCAAGUCGGCAAGUUGAAGCUGGACGAGCUUCUGAGUGCUGUGCAGCCCUUGCUCACCAAGGACUCCAUCAAGGGCAUUAUCGGAUUGCUCGACAAUGCGGAGAACUUGCUUACCAAGGACUUUGUAUCUCAAACAAAGGGUCUUAUCUCCAAGGCUUCGCCACUCCUCACUAGCCUUUCCAAGCUGAACCUUGAGGACCUCCUUGAUCAAGUUGGCCCGCUCUUGAAGAUGCUUGGCAAGCUUGAUCUCGAGGGUUUGUUGAGCGCCGUGGCACCACUCCUCACAAAGGAUUCUGUCAAGGGUAUCGUUGGACUGCUGGAUAAUGCUGAAGGGUUGUUGACCAAGAAGUUCGUCAACGAGACCCAGACGCUCAUCACUGGUGCUGUUCCUUUGAUCUCUUCACUCAGUGAACUUGAUCUUCCUGAUCUUAUCGACCAAGUAUCACCUUUGCUGAAGGAGAUUGGAAAGAUCGAUCUUGCCAAGCUUGUGAAGCAACUGUCGCCAUUACUGGAUGAGAUCAGUAGCCUGGACAUCAAGGGCUUGUUUGACGCCAUCGCACCUCUACUCUCACCAAAGGGCAUCAAGGGCAUCAUGGAGCUUCUCGGAAACGCUGAAGAUCUCCUCACGCCCAAGUUCGUCAACCAGACACAAACACUCAUUGGCGACGCAGUACCGCUGGUUUCAGCUCUGGGCGACAUUGAUCUCAAGAAGCUCAUCAAGCAACUCUCACCUUUGCUUGAAGCACUUGGCGAGAUUGACUUUGGCGACCUCAUCAAAAAGGUAAAGCCUCUUCUGAACGCACUCACGAAGAUUGAUCUCACCAAGCUGGUUGGCAAGAUAAUGCCACUGCUGGAUUCUCUGGAUGACAUUGAUCUGGCGGGAUUGAUCGAUGCGAUCAAACCUUUGUUGACGCCCAAGUCGGUCAAGGGAAUUGUUGGGCUGGUUGAUAAUGCAGAAGAUCUUCUCACCAGCAAAUUCGUCAACCAGACACACACGCUUAUCUCGGGCGCUGUACCACUGAUUGAGGUACUGAACAAGGUUGAUCUGGAGAGUUUGUUUGAGAUCAUUGAGCCUAUUCUGGAAGAGUUAGAUGGUCUUGAUCUCUCUGGUCUUGUGGACGCAGUGAAGCCUUUGCUCAAUGCGCUCAAGAAGAUUGACAUCAAGGGCAUUAUUGACCAGAUCAUGCCCUUCCUUACACCCAAGACAGUCAAGGGAUUGUUGUCACUGGUAGGAAACGCAGAGAGCUUGCUCAGCAAGGCAUUUGUGAACCAAGUAUCGGAACUGAUUGGAGAUGCGACACCGCUCGUUGCGACUGUUGCAGACUUGGUUCAUGCUAUUUUGAAGGAACUUAUGGGUCGGACGUAA